Messenger RNA from Knipowitschia caucasica, 2802 nucleotides. NCBI's taxonomy places the organism in Eukaryota, Metazoa, Chordata, Actinopteri, Gobiiformes, Gobiidae. The record is from the annotation of a GenBank genome assembly.
AUGGACGGCUGGCGAUGCUGGGCACUUUUCACUUUGCUUUUCAACUUGGAGCUGUCCUACGGCUCCCCUUCGUCCUAUGACCUCUUCCAAGCAAGCGCCUACACUGGAGCCGUGCACAGACACAAAAACAGAAACUGGUGCGCCUAUGUGGUCCAGAGGAACGUGAGCUGCGCCGUGCAAAGUGGCGUGGAGACGUUCCAGGAGCCCGCGAUGCCACCGUGCCCAAACUACCGCCCCGAGUGCCAGCCGCAAGUCACGUACAGAACACGAUUCCGGCCGACUUACAAGAUUGCCUUCAAAAGAGUGACGGAUCUGGAGUGGAGAUGUUGUCCAGGUUUCACGGGUCCAGACUGUAAAGACAUGAAACCAGUGUCCAAUCAACCCAUUGAUCCAGGGACACAGACUUUUCUUCCACAAAACCCAGCCUACCCCAGACACACACAAAGGACCGAGCGCAGAGAGACGGGGCAGCAGGAGACCAGACACGGUAGUCCGGACAAGGUGCGGCUUUUGGAGGAUGAAGUUCAGCGUCUAUCCCAAACCGUCCUGGAUCUUCAGUCCUCUCUGACAGGACUGACGAAUAAUCUCAAAACAAACUUGGAGGACGACACAAAAAAGAUGAUCGUAACAUUAUUCAACAACAUGCGACCUCCGGAAAAUGCCACUGCGCCUAUACAAGAGGAGAGUCCUGCGGUUUUGGAUGGUCAUCAGACCAAUAGAGGGGGACUGGUCGGCGAUAAGGCGAUCGAGAAGAUAGUUGCCAGGUUGGAUGACAUGAACAAUGCAUUGAAAAGCAAAGACGAGGCAAUUGAGGAUUUAAAGGGAACCGUGUCUGGUCAUGAAGGACAACUGCGAGUUCUUAUGGAUGCAUCGCAAGCACAGACCCCCACCAUACCAGAGAUAGAUGUUGUCCAAACGUAUAUUGACGGUAAGCUCGAGAAACUGAAGAAAGAGCUGAACCAAAACGUGCAGGAACAGUUGGUGAAGCUUCAAGUUUCGUGUUACGACAAAAUCCAGACCGUGCAGAAGACCUGUGACGACCAAUCUACGACUUUAACCAAGCUUGUGGAGGUGAAAGAAAAUGAUCUAAGGAAGGAGAUACGGGCGUUGCGAUUGGAGUUGGCAGCAAACGACGGACCGGUGAGAACGCAAAGACAGACAGAUGUGGCAAAAGACGAGAAUAACGACCAUAAAGAACUGUGGAGGGAGAUUGAUCGCAUAGCAGAGGCGCACCGGAUACUGAACGUACGAAUCGACAAUGAACUGGCUCACCUGUCCAACCAAGAGGGUUCAAGCAGUGAUAUCAACCUUUUGAUUGAGGAGCUGGAAGCACGAGUUAACAUAACAGAGCAAAACGCAGAGACGCAUUGCUUUUACGUUGAGGAAAAGUUGACGCGAGCUAUCACGGAAGAAGCAACAGACAUAAGAAAGUUGAUAGACGAGCGUUUGAACGGAAUGGAGGACCAGUUCACAAACAUGCUUGUGGAGAUUAGCAACAACUCAUUCUCAGCGAUAGUUGGCGAGUCUAUGAGUGGAGUCAACACGCAACUCAACACACACCUCACCACACAGCUCAACAACAACAAGUUAAUGAUUCAGAGCUUGGAUGACAAGAUCAAUGCAGUUGGGGAGAUUUGCUCGGCAGGAUGCCUGGGUUCAGGGGAUAAAGAGACCGCCACUUCCCCAUCGUCUGCGCCUUCUACGGGUUUCACACACUUUAUGAAGGAUCUAAAGCAGUACAAGAAUGAGUUGGAUGUCCUGAGUAACAAGAAGGUGAACAGCUCAUGUGGAAGUCAUGGCGCAGAUCUAACAGAAAUGCAGAGGGCAAUACAAAGACUCCAGACACAGCUGUCUUCACUGGCCAAACACGUGUCAAAGGACAUCGCUGCGAGAGAACCAGGAAUGACGCUGAGACCAGAGCGCCCGUCCUCUGCUCCUGAUCCUAAUCGUGGAGUCAAACACAUUCACAUCCCCUUCAUCCCGCCGCCGACCCACCCCCGCCAGCCCCCACGGCCCCCCACCCAGCCGGGACGCCCCCACAUCACGGCCCUCAAGCCCAAUACUCCAAGCCUCCAGCCCUCCGGUCCCCAGGAGGUCCCGGCUCGUCCCGUGGUGGAGACCGGAGAGGCCGGACCCCCCGGAUACACGCGCAGGGUCACGGUGAGGAGGGGGUCCGAAGACUCGUCCCGCAGCAGCAGCCCGCCUCUCACCGGGUUUGCUGGAGCGCCAGGUUACCCCCCUCCGCAGCCAGCCGCCCCCAGACCCCAGCCGGCCGCCGCGCACCGAGCUCCAGUGGCGGUGAAGCAGCCUUGGAACCAGAUGUAUCAGGCCAAUUCACCAGAGUCUGUGGAUCCCUGGUCUUUCCCGGAGUCCUUCUCCUUCUCUGCGGGACUCACUCAGACCUCGUUCUCUGGAGACUUCGGCCUGAUCCGCUUCAACAGGGUCUUGGUGAACGACGGGGGUCACUACUCUCCACACACAGGGGUCUUCACAGCGCCGGUGGACGGUCGAUACCUGAUCUCCGGCGUGCUGACCGCCAGACCGGGCGACCGAGUGGAGGCGGUGCUGUCCGUGGCCAACCGCAGUGUCCAAAGACUGCAGACCUCAACCGCACCGGGAGCAGCCACCAGGGGGAGCUGUGACUGUGGAGGCACCGUGUCUUUCAGCUUAGUCUUCCCCCUGAGGAAAGGCGAGCGGCUGGGGCUGGUGCGGACACGCGGUCAGCUCGCCACGACCGAAGCCAGAGAAAUCCUGUCCACGUUUAGUGCCGUUUUCCUCUACGCGCCGCAAGCCAAGAGAUAG